This is a messenger RNA of Spathaspora passalidarum NRRL Y-27907, 1386 nucleotides long. RefSeq lists its product as uncharacterized. Gene Ontology annotation, molecular function: hydrolase activity, acting on carbon-nitrogen (but not peptide) bonds, in linear amidines. The transcript has a single exon. Lineage: Eukaryota; Fungi; Ascomycota; Pichiomycetes; Serinales; Debaryomycetaceae. The record is from RefSeq and is a predicted model, not a curated record. Bases 17 to 1330 code for a protein of 437 amino acids.
AGACAACUACAAACAUAUGACCUUCUCGAUUGAUUCAUUGAUUACCCAAAAGGGUAGACUAUUAGCCACUAUCCAUGAAACUGCCAAAUGGGGUGCCAAGGGAGUAUGGGGAACUCGAGAAACCGAAACCGGGGUGUGCAGAUUAGCAUUAUCUGAUCUUGAUAAACAAGUACGUGAUUGGUUUGUUAAAGAGACAAAAUCAUUAGGCUGUGAAGUGAAAAUUGAUCAAGUGGGAAAUAUUUUUGCUAUUUUUCCAGGAAAGAAUCAAGGUAAACCUACUGGUAUUGGAUCUCACUUGGACACUCAACCAAAUGGUGGUAGGUAUGAUGGUAUUUUAGGUGUUUUGUCUGGUUUAGAAGUUCUCAGAACUUUCAAGGAGAAUAAUUAUGUUCCCAACUAUCCAAUUGCUUUGGUCAACUGGACUAAUGAAGAAGGUGCCAGAUUCCCAAAAUCAAUGGUUGCUUCAGGGGUAUGGGCAAAGCAAAUCCCAUUACAAGAAUGUUUAAACCUUAAAUCAUUGGAUAAAGUUCCAGUUUCAUUUGGUGCCGAAUUGAAAAGAAUUGGUUAUGAUGGACAAACCAAAGCUUCGUAUCUAGAAAACCCACUCGCAGCCCAUUUUGAGAUCCAUAUUGAGCAAGGUCCAAUUUUGGAAAAUGAAGGUAAGAAAAUUGGAGUUGUUACUGGAGUUCAAGCAUUUGAGUGGAACUUGGUUACGGUCAAAGGUAGAUCUUCGCAUGCUGGUACAACCCCCAUGAAUACGAGAUCGGAUGCGAUUUUAACUGCAUCAAGAGUUAUUGUUAUGGCGGUCGAAACUGCACUUAAACACCAAGGUUUAGCAACUGUAGGUACCUUACAGUUAGAGCCAGGAUCAGUCAAUGUCAUUCCUAAUAUCGUUAAAUUUUCCUUAGAUGUAAGACAUGUUGAGGAUGAGAUUUUAGCUACGAUAAUGGCAGAAAUCAAACAGAAAGCAGAGCAAAUUGCCCAAGAAAACGUCGAUUCCCCGCAUGGAAAGCCAUUACUGAUUGACUUUGAAAAUAUUACCUCAUCCAAGGCAAUAAAAUUCAACAAUACAAACAUUAAAACCGUCAAAGAUGCAGCAUCGCAAAUAUUCAAGCAAGAUGAAAUCCGAGAAAUUACAAGUGGGGCAGGACAUGAUUCUUGUUUCACAAGCACAAGAGUCCCAACAUCCAUGAUCUUUAUUCCUUCCAAAAACGGCAUUUCCCAUAGUCCUGAAGAAUAUUCCUCACCUGAAGAGGUAGAAAAUGGCUUUCAAGUAUUGUUGAGAACUAUUGUUCUUUUUGACGAAAUGAGGGCUUUACAAAAAGCUUAAAUAAUAAAUACAAUGGCUGAAUCGACAUCUGACAUAUUAUAUAGUCUCAAUACACU